GCAACAUUGCCUUGCAAGAGUCAGCAUUUCCAAGGGUUUCUACUGUGACAAGAGUUUUGAGCUGGCUGAGCUUGGUGCCUUUUUGGUCUUGGUGGUUUUGUGUGUGUGUGUGUGUGUGUGUGUUUUGGUUGGUCUUCCAGUGUGUUCUUGAAAAGCAAAGAAAGACGAAGAAAGGAAGGCCUAAGCUCCCCAGGAAUGACUAGGAGCUCACCCUCAAGAAGCCAUCCUGGGUACCAGCGGUGGGGAGACCAGCGUUAAAAAUAAAUAAAGCUCAGGGUGUUGGAGGUGCGCUCGUGUGCUCAGGGAUCAACCAUUUGAGAAGAUGACCACUUGCUAUUACAAUGAGACAGUUGAGUUCUUCUACAACAACAGCGGGAAGAAGCUGUCCCACGAAUGGAGGCCCAAGGAUAUCUUGGUGGUAGCUCUUGGCUUGACUGUCAGCAUCAUUGUGCUUCUCACCAACUUGCUGGUCAUCACCGCUAUCGUCAUCAACAAGCGCUUCCACUACCCCAUCUACUACCUGCUGGGGAACCUGGCAGCUGCUGACCUCUUUGCUGGCAUUGCUUACAUGUUCCUGAUGUUCCACACAGGGCCCCGGACAGCCCAGCUCUCGCUCAAGACCUGGUUUGUCAGGCAGAGCCUCCUGGACACCAGCCUGACUGCCUCAGUGGUGAAUCUGUUGGCCAUUGCCGUGGAGCGGCACCAGACAGUUUUCACCAUGCAGCUCCACAGCAAGAUGUCCAACCAGCGAGUGAUGAUCCUUAUCUGCUGUAUCUGGGUCACAGCCCUGCUGCUGGGUCUCAUCCCCUCAUAUGGCUGGCACUGUCUGUGCCAGCUAGACACUUGUUCCCGAAUGGCCCCUCUCUACAGCCGCAGGUAUUUAACCUUCUGGGCCCUCUCCAAUCUCUUCAUCUUCCUUGUGAUGGUGGUUGUCUACACUCACAUUUUCAUCUACGUCAAGAGGAAGAUGGCGCGGAUGUCCAAGCACACCACCUACCACCCACGCUAUAAUGACACCAUGAUCAACCUCAUCAAGACAGUCAUCAUUAUUCUCAGUGCCUUUGUUAUCUGCUGGACUCCCGGACAGGUGGUGCUCCUGUUGGAUGGCCUAAGCUGCAAAAGCUGCGAUGUUUUAGCAGUAGAGAAAUACUUCCUGCUGCUGGCGGAAAUCAACUCCGUCAUUAACGCCAUUGUCUACUCCUACCGGGACAAUGAGAUGCGCAGCACCUUCCGGAAAAUCCUUUGCUUUGCCUUCUACAGGGUGCCAAAGUACUCUCCAGCUUCAGGGAAGUCCACCACCACGGAGCAUAGGAUACUGCCUCAGAACGGGCAUCCAAUUAUGGACUCUACCCUCUAACUCUGCCGUUUCAGGCUUUUCUGUGCUGGUCAUCUGAAGCCAUUGUUGUUGAUCUAUGGGAAGCAUGUCUCUGUGGCUAGAGACCAUGGCCUGUCGUGGCCGCAGUGCGGCUGGGAAUAGUGCUGUGACCAAGGUUAUCCAUAGGGGACAAUAUUGUGCCUGUGCAUCGGUUGGUGACUAAGGGCAGCAUUCUCAAUUUGUCGCACCAGGUUGUGAGGGUUUGCGGCCUCCGGACAAGAGGCAGAUGUAUUGUGACUGUAGAUGAUCAUGUGUCUGGGAGACAGGGACGAUUCACAGUUAACAAAGUUAACGAAUGGAGGAACUGGCACAUUUGCUCUGCGUUACAGCUUGAGAGGCACCUUAAAACACUCGAUUGGGUUAUGAACCAUUUCGAAACUGGUUUGCACGCGGCUACUUAGAGGCAUAUAUUUUCUUCUUCAUCUUCCACAGGCUAACCAGCAACUCUUGCUCUGUCUGCUUAGAGACCGUGGGUGGCCCUCUUAGGACAAACUUUCUUUGCCUUGUUCUUAAAUACAAAUGUUUGGACAAAGGGUUGAAAAGCGGUGGAACAAAAACGCUGAGGUACAUGCAUCGCUGCCUGUGUGAGCCGCUAUUUUUAAACAGCUGUGUUGAUUCAUUGGAGGGGUGGCAUCUCCAUGCCAAACUGAAGCAAUCAUCUCAGAUGUUUCUGUGCCGGGGGAAUAAUUGUUGUCCUAGCCCUCUUUCAGUAUUACUGCCUUUCUGGGCAUGCCCAUUUGAGGGCUGAGAUGCAAAAGCUACAACUCCAUCUUCUGCAUGGACUCCCUGAGCAUCUGUUACAACCUGAGCUCUCUCUCCUCUGCUUAAACUGCA
Molecule: messenger RNA, 2209 nt
Organism: Elgaria multicarinata webbii
Lineage: Eukaryota; Metazoa; Chordata; Lepidosauria; Squamata; Anguidae
Gene: LPAR2
Product: lysophosphatidic acid receptor 2
Exons: 3
Coding region: 323-1357 (344 amino acids)
Biological process (GO): adenylate cyclase-activating G protein-coupled receptor signaling pathway; regulation of metabolic process
Cellular component (GO): cytoplasm; plasma membrane
Molecular function (GO): lysophosphatidic acid receptor activity
Source: RefSeq, a predicted model, not a curated record